CCUUCUUCAUGCAUUUAUUUAUUAGGUGCCACCAAGCAAGGAGCAGCAACUCACUUUUUGUCCCUGGAUAUAAAUAAGUGACGAGGCUCAGUUCUUCCGAAUGCUGAUCUGGAGUCCUAACAUCCUCAGUCUGAGUAUUAACCCUUCACUGGCUUUCUUGCUGCCCUCUAGUUAAAUUGAAUUAGAAAACUGACAUCUUGUUCUUCUCAUAAACGGAUGGUUGCAACGGAAACAGGAGUCAUCUGAGCUGCCUCCGGUCGGAUCAAGCCUGAUUUUGUUGCUGCUGCUGUGGUGAUUCACCCCUCUCCCAUUUUAUUCUCACAACAAGUUAGAUUAUGCUGGGGCAAACAUUGAGUAAAAAGGGGGUUGCUCAGCGGGCUUCUGCUCAGUUGUGAUUGUAACCUGUACCUCCCAGUCUUAGAUCCCGUGCAGAGUUACUCCAGCAUAAACAAAGGUUGCCAGCUCUGGGCAUGGACCCUGAGGAUGCAGAGCAGCUGGCCGCAGAGAUGCAGGGGGAGAGUGUCAACGGCUGGGGCCUUUUCCAGAUGGCUGCAGGGACUGGUUUGGCUGCCUAUGUCGUGUGGGCGGGGAUUCUCAUGCCUGGAUUCCGCAGAGUGCCUUUAAAAUUACAGGUUCCAUACAUCCCAGCAAAUGCCAAGCAGGUGGAGAAUGUGAUGUUGCUGCUGGAAGGCCGCACUGGAAAGAUGGUGGAUUUAGGGUCAGGCGACGGCAGAAUUGUCUUGGAGGCCUACAGACGAGGCUUCAAACCUGCCAUCGGCUACGAACUCAAUCCGUGGCUCCUGAGGCUGUCCAGUUAUCGAGCCUGGAAGGCGGGGUGCUACGGCAAGGUUUCUUACCUCCGGGAGGAUCUGUGGAAGGUGAAUCUGUCAGACUGCACUAAUGUAACUGUGUUCUUGGCACCUAGUGUGCUGCAGCUUCUAGAAAGAAAGCUGCUCACAGAACUUCCAGAUGAGGCCCGAGUGGUAGCCGGGCGCUUCCCACUCCCCAACUGGAUGCCCACACACAUGACUGGGCAUGGACUGAACCGAGCCUGGGCCUAUGACAUCAAGGCUGUACGGCAAGCCCAGCAGGACAGUCCAGAAGGAAGCUCGGUAUGAGAACUGAAGACCAAAGCAGAUGGACGCUACUUUGCCUAUGACUUUGUCAGCCCAAAACACCACGAAGUGCCAAUUGCAAAGGGAGCAGAGAAAUAUCAUGAUUUGGCAGGCAAAAAUCACAUGAUCUGAGUUUCUCCCGAUCUGAAUCCUGACCAGCGGACAAAACCGAUUCUUGAGAUUCCUUUGAGCCUUUGCCAAACAAUAUGGCAGGCUUACUUAGUUUUAAUGCACGUCUUUUGUUUAAAUUUAUUUGGAUUGAGCUUUCCCAGAACAGGUGGUGCCAUGGGAAGCUUUGUUUGUCACUGAAAUGGUACCUCUCUGUGUGGCCUCUCCCAUUUCAGACUGUGGCGGGGGGGAGGUGUCACUUAAUCCUUUGUACAAAAAGAUCAUCCUUGCAUACAGAAAAUCAGCAUGGAUAUGGCUAGAA
Sphaerodactylus townsendi is the source of this 1545-nucleotide messenger RNA. RefSeq names its product adenine nucleotide translocase lysine N-methyltransferase-like. Gene Ontology annotation, biological process: regulation of mitochondrial ATP synthesis coupled proton transport; peptidyl-lysine trimethylation; positive regulation of proton-transporting ATP synthase activity, rotational mechanism. Gene Ontology annotation, cellular component: mitochondrion. NCBI's taxonomy places the organism in Eukaryota, Metazoa, Chordata, Lepidosauria, Squamata, Sphaerodactylidae. The record is from RefSeq and is a predicted model, not a curated record. Gene Ontology annotation, molecular function: protein-lysine N-methyltransferase activity. The coding region runs from base 471 to 1118 and encodes 215 amino acids. The transcript has 6 exons.